Anthostomella pinea is the source of this 2880-nucleotide messenger RNA. NCBI's taxonomy places the organism in Eukaryota, Fungi, Ascomycota, Sordariomycetes, Xylariales, Xylariaceae. The record is from the annotation of a GenBank genome assembly.
AUGGCAUCGCCAGGUGCAGCUCUGGCACCAGCGCCUACCGCCUUCGAUAACGCCGGCGUCUGGCACAACAUCACCUCUUGGACCGUCCAGCAUCUCCGGCACUCCGUCAACGUCACGCGAUACGCCCCGUCGCUGGAAGACCUCAUAUUGGCCGGGCCCAGGAUACUGACCAGGCUAGGCUCUAUCAUUAGCUUCCCCGAUGCGAUCGACGGCUUUGGACAGCGAGUCAUCCCGGACCCUACCGGCUCGGGCGACUACUUUUUGACCACGACCACUGCCGAGAUGGCCGCCGACGUCUCCGAGGUAGCUGCCAAUCUCGCCAACGUGCUGGACGACGAUCAGGACCCCGCCGCCAUGGUCUCGCGCUUCUCCAUGGAGGGUGGUGGUGCUAAGGGCUUGGGGAGCGUCUUCAGCUAUGCUACGAGUAAAUGGGCAUUAUGUUGCAUUGCUAUGGCUAUUAUUCUCAAUCGCACCCACAUAUUCGCGGCCUCACGAAGAAGACUACGACUUACAUGGCCCAUACGAGUCCUCCUACGCGUCCUACCGAUUGUCCUCUUCGUAUACCAAGCUCGGCAGCUCCUCCAGGCGAUCCAAUGCCAGACCUCCCCCGACUUCGCCGAGAUGCGCUGGGGCAACUCAGCCAAGACUUCCGAUCUCAUGUUUGCCCAUCCGGGGGGUUAUCUACAUGGCCUCAGUUCGACAUUAUUGUUUGGUGCUACCGACUACGAUAGUUGCCGUGCGAUCAACAUGAUUCCCUCGAACAACCAGGACUUCUCCAACGAAUUGCGGGGCUCUCUAUCCCAGCUAUGGCCUCUUUUCGGAACACUCUGCCUGAGCCAGUUCCUGGAGACCAUAUCCUGUUCUGUGCAAGGGCGACUGGUGGCUGUCGAGACGGGCAUGACGCUUUUUGAGCAUUCGUUGGCGUUUGCUGAAGCUGAUUCUUCUAUUAGCAACCAGCUGGGAUGGGGGAUCUUCUCGAGCGGCAGCACUUCCAACGUCACGUUCCAGCAAGCUUCAGGGGCCAACAUAGCUAUCUCCAGGUCCAUGAUCAUGAAACGGGUUAACACUCCGCCAGAGGUUCUCCUAGUAGCCUUCAUCUCCGCCAUGAGCCACAUCACGAGCCAUGUCUUGGGCAUCUUCGAUCUCCAGAGCAGGUUCCGUCUGUUUAGUACAGGCUUCUGGGCCAUUUGUUUUAUGGGAAGCCUUUUUGCUGAAGCCUUGAACUUUUCACUUGACGAUCCUUCAAACAUGGGACUUUUCCGGUUCCCAACCGUCUGCAUCAUAGGCUUCAUACCUCACGUCAUGGUGUUGGCAGGUAUCAUGGUCUGUUUCACGAUAUACUCACUUGCAUUAGUCCUGGCUGCCCUGGAGCCCCCGGACUCACAGAAUGAUGGACUGCCGUUGACUUUCAGCGAGCGAGUACUUCGAGCACACGAGAACAUGCAAGCCAAUGUCUCGCUGGCUGACAUUCGCAUUUCGCGUGCCUUGGACUUUUACACCGCUCUGCUGAGAACCGGCUUUGGAGUCAUAACGAUGGCAAGUGAGGCCGUGUACCUCAACGAAGACCGUAAUGUCAACCUAAAGCGUCACACGUGGCUUGAGGAGGAACGAUACCGUGAACUGGAGUCACUGCGCACGCAAUGGGCUUCCGGAUUAGGAGCUUCGCGUUACGACUCGGUAGGAACGAUCGGAAUGGUGCCCAUCAAGGACGACCAGAUAGGCGCAUCGACUGGGUAUGCGCGUGAGCGAGCUGCACAGAGCGUACCGAAGUCCCGUGUUGGAGACAGAAGAUCCAGAGACGGUGUUGGUGCUGCUGAGCGUAGUUCGCGGUGGCUCCUAGCUCUGGAGUUCCUGAUGAAUAUCAACCGGUUACUUCUGCGGUGGAGCGCAUUCAUAAUGCUUAAGGGUCUUGCUCGGAUUGGCAUAACUCGGAGACCCUCGUUUCUGGUGUACCUCUCACGCGGGCCUGUGCAGGGCGAACCCGACGAGAAGCAAUCGGGCACCGACUCGAAGACGCGUGCCAGACUUGGCAGACAUGGCAGGUAUGCGAUGCUCCUUAAUGACGAGAACGUAGACGUGGAAGCCGAGGUGCGACGACGUCUGGAGCGAUCUCCCGAUACGGCCAAUAUUGCCGAGAAAGAACUGGACACACGUCUGUAUGAUUCGUGGAAACAUGAAGGGCUUUGGGGCACAGUUGACACAAGCGGCGACUGGGAGCCCAACGACAGUGACGAUGAGUGGGACACGACGAGUAUGAUUCACAGCGUAGUCGGAGAUAACGACCUGGAAGAGCGGGAUCGUUGGAUAGACAAAGACGACAAAAGCGAAGCUGAGGGUCAACGGACACCGACGCAGGGCUCUUUCAGCUUCUCACGCGAAACGACGCCUCUCGACCAGCUGAUCGAUAUGAAAGACCUUGCGCGCCUUCUACAUCCAACGAGCCCGGACGACACGCGCCAGGCACACACCCUCGCUGCGCAUCUCACCAGCGACCGCAUCGUGACACGCGCGCAAUUCGCCCGCAUGCAGCACAACGAGCGCGGCCGACUCCUCACAACGGGCGCCGACAGUCGCCGUCGCCACGCCGCGCAGUACGCUAGUGGAAACAGAAAGCUCUCCGAUGACGAGGAGGCUAAGCUUCUCGAGCAACUGAUGAUCGCUCGGCGCAACGAGGUCGCCAACGCAGCCCUGCCAAACGGUAACGACGACGGGCCGCAAUGUGUCGUGUGCCACUCGGCGCCGCGUAAGAUCAUUGUGUGGCCGUGCCGCUGUCUGAGCCUUUGCGACGAGUGCCGGGUCACGCUCGCAAUGAACAACUUCGACAAGUGCGUGUGCUGCCGUCGUGAGGUUAUUAGCUUCAGUCGGAUCUACGUGCCGUGA